Molecule: messenger RNA, 1200 nt
Organism: Aspergillus costaricaensis CBS 115574
Lineage: Eukaryota; Fungi; Ascomycota; Eurotiomycetes; Eurotiales; Aspergillaceae
Product: RNA-binding protein
Exons: 5
Coding region: 115-1137 (340 amino acids)
Molecular function (GO): RNA binding
Source: RefSeq, a predicted model, not a curated record
AUUUUCUCUUGCCUUGGACAUUUUCUGGAAGGCAAUCAUUGGCUUUCUGUGAAUCUUCUUUUGUCCUGUUCACGACUAUACCCUUCACCCCUCACUUCACAUUCUACCGUCACAAUGGUCGACGCUCCCGAGAGCCCGAGGCCCCAGGAACAAACUCCCCAAAAGAAUGUCUUCCAGAAUGGGGUUAGAACCACAGGCCGGGCCUUCCACUCCCCCAACUGGCGUGUGAAGCGCGAUGAGAGCCCUAGUGGCCAGAGCGCCGCUGCCGGGUCCCCCGGUCCCAAGACCAGCACCUCGAGAAUUGCAUUCAGCAGACCCAGCCCGCAUGUGCCCCAGGCCAUCUCGGAGGGCCGCCGUCUCUACGUGGGCAACAUGCCCUACACGGCCAAGUCGGAGGAUGUGCAGGCUCUCUUCGAUGCGGCUGAGUUCCGAAUCGAGCGUAUCGAUAUCGCCAUCGAUCCUUUCACCGGCCGCAACCCCUCAUACUGUUUCGUCGAUCUGGAAACCAAGGAGCUGGCUGAGCGCGCCAUGACAGAGUUGGACGGUCGGGACAUGCUUGGUCGUCCCGUCAAGAUCAAGCCUGGUGUCGUGAAGACCCAGAGUGAGCGGGCUCAGCAGCAGCAACAGCAACAGCCGCGCUCGGAUGCCUCCCCUCGUGAGACUCGUUCUUCUCCCUUCAGCAUGGACCGGUGGCGCCGCGGCGACGAGGCUCAGCCCCCGCGCACUCCGUCGAAGACCACUACCACCACCACCGCCAGUACCCCCUCCAACAGCGAUCCCAGUCGUCGCCUCUAUGUUGGCGGCCUCCCAAGGUUGACGGACCAGGAGGCGAUCACCAGCAACAUGACCAACUUCUUCAAGGAUUACAAAGUUGAGAAUGUCAGCAAGCUGUUCGCUCCUCACCCCGCGAAGAGAUUCGAGCCCGGUGACCACUACUACCUGUUCGUCGACUUCAGCAGCGUCGAGGAGGCUGAGAAUGCCAUGAACGCGCUGAACCGCGCAGAGGGUCCCUGGGGCGCCGUCCUCCGGGUCCAGAGAGCCCGUGGAGAGAACAACUCGCAAGAGCGGAGACCCAAGUGGUCGUCCAGCCGGGACGAAGCCACCCCGGUUGCUGAGGAGGUUGCGGCCGCCGCAUAGUCUCACUAGCGCGACACAUCGGAGCAAUCAUCCAUCAUGGGAACCAGACUUGAUCCCCAACAC